AUGAACAGGGAGAGCAAAAGCGUUUGCUCCGAUGCUGGUUCCGGUGCCGACACUGGGAACGACGGUUGUGGAAGAUCAGGAUGGUGGGAAGGAUUGAGCCCUGAGAUAUUGGCUUUGAUUUUUGUUCGAAUUCCAGCAGAGGAGUUGGUUCAGGAGGUCCAACUCGUCUGCAAAUCAUGGCGAGAGACCAUCGCUGGUCCUUACUGCUGGACCGACAUUGAUGUCGAGAAGUGGUGUCGUCGGUGCAGCAGCACCGAUGUCACCGAUUGUUUAGUUCGUCGUCUUGUCCGUCGUAGCAGAGACUCUGUUCGACUACUCUCCGCUUACAAGCUUGGUGACUCCGGUUUCUCUUACGUCGCCAACUAUGGGAGAUGCUUGAAGGUAUUGAAGAUUCCAAUGAGCGAGGUGACCGAUAGGAUAGUGGAGAAACACGCUGAAUCGCUCUCAAAAGUGGCGUUAUUGGAUAUCAGUUACUGUUUGAAGAUCACUUGCAAAGGUCUUGCUGCUUUGGGGAUGCACUGCAAGUCUUUGGUUCGUUUGAGGAGAAACAUGCCGCCACCACCACCACCAGAAUUGCAGUUUCCUGCAGCACCGGAACCUCAAGUAGACGAUGGGGAGGCCAUGGUUAUUGCCGAUUCAAUGCCAGGGCUCUGUGAACUUGAGCUUGGAUAUGGCCGCUUCCGCGACCGUGGUCUCGAUGCCAUACUGACUAAAUGCCAGUCCCUCACUCACCUCGACAUACAAGGGUGUUGGAAUGUGAAGUUGGAAGGCAAUCUUGAGGAGAAGUGUGGUCGUCUCGCCGUCUUCAAGAGCCCUUGGGAUGCCAAUUUUGAUGAUUUACCAUUGUCUGACGAUGGUAGUGAUGCUGAAGAGGAUGAAGCCUCAGAAUUCUCACCUUUGGACUCAGAACAGAGUGAUGGAUAGCUUACAAGUUCUUCAUCUCCUUUUUGGUUUUUUUG
This is a messenger RNA of Telopea speciosissima, 959 nucleotides long. Its product is annotated as F-box protein FBW2-like. Gene Ontology annotation, molecular function: protein binding. The coding region runs from base 1 to 924 and encodes 307 amino acids. The record is from RefSeq and is a predicted model, not a curated record. The transcript has 2 exons. Lineage: Eukaryota; Viridiplantae; Streptophyta; Magnoliopsida; Proteales; Proteaceae.